Molecule: messenger RNA, 2848 nt
Organism: Eucalyptus grandis
Lineage: Eukaryota; Viridiplantae; Streptophyta; Magnoliopsida; Myrtales; Myrtaceae
Product: G-type lectin S-receptor-like serine/threonine-protein kinase At4g27290
Exons: 7
Coding region: 128-2572 (814 amino acids)
Biological process (GO): recognition of pollen; protein phosphorylation
Molecular function (GO): ATP binding; protein serine/threonine kinase activity
Source: RefSeq, a predicted model, not a curated record
GAAUCUGCUACAAAACUACAGAAUAUCCUGUCAGGUGGGCUUCAGCUAGAUAUUCUUGGUGAGAACCUUUGAGUUUAAAACUUUCCAUUGAGAGGGAGGAGCUAGGGAAAAACUACCGGAAGAUUUCAUGCCAUUGGGAAAGGUUCCAUAUCCCCCCUUCUUUUACUCUGUUUAUGUCAUGUUUAUGCUGCACUUGGUGGUCGCAUCCGAUACCUUAAGUCCAGGUCAGUCCAUCAAAGAUGCGGAGAGAUUGGUCUCUUCAGGCCAAAGCUUUGAGUUUGGCUUCUUCUCUCCACAAAACUCCAAGUAUAGGUACUUGGGGAUAUGGUACAAAUUUAGUCCUGAAAAAGUCGUUUGGGUUGCCAACCGAAACAACCCGCUCACUGAUUCAAAUGGUGUUCUCACAUUUAGCGAUGAGAGGAAUCUAGUUGUUCUCAACCGAUCAAAGAGCAUCAUCUGGUCUUCGAAUUCAUCCAGGGUUUUAAGAAACCCGGUUGCUCGGUUGUUUGACUCUGGUAACCUUGUCGUUUCAGAGAAUACAAGCUCGCAUUCUGGUGCAUGCUCAUGGCAGAGCUUUGACUAUCCAACCGACAUCCUUUUAGCUGGUAUGCGAUUGGGAUGGAGCCUCAAAACCGGUUUUGAAUGGUCUCUGACUUCUUGGAAAAGCACGGAUGAUCCUUCCUCUGGAGACUAUACCUUCGGAAUAAAUGUUAAUGGAUUGCCCCAACUUGAGGUUCGCAAAAGAGGCUCCACAAAAACAUUUCGAGCAGGGCCAUGGAAUGGAUUGCGUUUCAUGGGAAUUCCAGCAAUUGAGACUACCCUUUUGAGGCCUCUCUUUGUUUACAAUGACACAGAUGUCCAUUAUGAGUUUGAUAAUUCCGUGGAUGAUAUCAUUACCAUGCUCACAUUGAAUCAGUCUGGUCUUCUGCAACUUCUUCUAAGGAACAAAAAGAACUCUAGAUGGGAUGUCAUGGCCUCAUUUCCCCGCGAUCCAUGUGAUAACUAUGGGCAGUGUGGUGCUAAUGGUGUCUGCAAAAGUAACAAAGACCCUAGAUGCCAGUGCUUGCAGGGAUUUGUGCCCAAAUCCCAAGAAGAGUGGCAGUUAUUUAAUUCAACCAGUGGGUGCAUUAGGAAAGCUCAGUUGAAUUGCUCUCAAGAACCUGGCUUUCUGAAAAUUUCGAUGCUGAAUCUGCCCGAUCUGAUAGACUUCUGGUUAAACAAGAACAUGAGCCUCGACGAGUGCAAGGUGGAGUGUCUAAAAAACUGUUCUUGUACGGCCUAUGCUAAUUCAGAUGUUAGAGGAGGAGGAAGUGGCUGUCUGAUGUGGUUUGGCAAUCUCGUUGAUUUAAGAGAAUUUGAACAAGACAACUAUGUACAAAAUAUCUACAUAAAAUUAUCUGCUUCUGAGUUAGAUUCCAUCCAGAGCCCUGUCAAUAAGAAAAAACUGUUGACUGUCACGGUGGCUUCAGUCAUUUCUGGAUUGCUCAUAGCAGGUGUAGCAUUGAGUAUUAAGUGGAAGAGCAGAAUGAAAAGAAGAGGCUUACUAAGGCAGAAGGAAGACAUUGAUUUACCAUUAUAUGAUUUUUCUACCAUUGCUGUUGCUACUGGACAUUUCUCACAGACCAACAUGAUUGGAGCGGGUGGCUUUGGUUCAGUCUACAAGGGAAAUCUCUCCAUGGGUCAAGAAAUAGCGGUGAAGAGGCUGUCGAAAGGUUCAAGACAAGGCCUUGAAGAAUUUAUGAAUGAAGUUCUCCUAAUUGCCAAACUUCAGCAUAGGAAUCUUGUUGGACUUCUUGGCUGUUGCAUUGAGGGAGAAGAAAGAAUGUUAAUAUAUGAGUAUAUGCCAAAUAAAAGCUUGAAUUAUUUCAUUUUCGAUGAUGAUAGAAGCUUCUUGUUAGCAUGGAAGAGUCGCUUUGACAUAGUUUUAGGAAUUGCGAGAGGUCUUCUCUAUCUUCAUCAAGAUUCAAAACUACAAGUCAUUCACAGAGAUCUCAAAACAAGCAAUAUACUGUUAGAUGCGGACCUCAAACCUAAAAUCUCAGACUUUGGCCUUGCAAGAAUCUUUGGAGGCAAUGAAAGAGAAGCAAGAACAAAAAGAAUCGUUGGUACCUAUGGCUAUAUGUCCCCGGAAUAUGCUUUUGACGGAGAAUUCUCUGUGAAAUCCGACGUUUUUAGUCUUGGUGUAAUUUUGCUGGAGAUAAUAAGUAGCAAAAGGAACAGAGGGUUCUACCAUCCUGAUCAUCAACACAAUCUUCUUGGGCAUGCAUGGUUGCUGUGGAGCGCAGGCAGGUCCUUGGAGCUUCUACAUGAAUCUCUUUGCGACUCCUUCAUUGCAUUCCAAGUUGAGAGAUGCAUUCAUGUUGGUUUGCUAUGUGUGCAAAAGUUUCCUGGAGAUAGGCCAACAAUGUCUUCAGUCGUUUUCAUGUUAGCGAAUGAGGAAGCAAUCUUGCCCCAGCCUAAACAGCCCGGUUUUUUUAUGGAGAGAGUUCCAUCGACCACAGAGGCAUCUUUAAUGAGGGAAGAAUUGUACACAAGGAAUAUGGUUACGAUCACCAUGCCGGAAGGUCGAUAAACUUCCCAUCGAGAAUGUUCCCUACAGUGUGCGAUUUAGAUUUUUAAAAUCAGCUUUCUCGGCACAUGAAGGUAAAAAGGAUCAGAAAAUUGUGUGCACAAAUAUGUGGCUACCUCGCAGCGAGGACUAUUUAGAGUAAGAUGAGGGCCGCAAUAAAGGAUUCUCGUUUUUAUGAUUCAGUGGCUCAAGCAACUUGGUGAGGGCCUUUUUAUUGACGUUCAUUGCCAAUGAUUAUUCGUGAAGAUAAAUCAUAUCGACUCUAUAACCUUUUGAAGG